AUGGAGUCUACCGAUGCAGAUUACUUAGUAUCUCCAGCGUCCAUCCUCGUGGCCUUGGUGACAAUUAUCUUUCUACUCCACCGAACAUGGCCUCAUUUAUCUCAACCUAAACCAGAGAAACUCACCGAAUCUAUUGCAAUAACCUCUUCAAACAAUUCAGACUUGUCCGUUUCCAAAGAACCCGAAAUCCCAGAGGGAUGGUGGACCGGUCGGGAAGUCUUCGAGCUUGAACGGCGCGCACUCUUCAGCCAAACAUGGCUCUACCUUGCCCAUAGCUCCCAGUUCCACAAGCCUGGCUCGUAUCAAUCAUUUGACGUUGCCGGGUUCCCGGUCUUUCUCAUUCGCGGCAAAGACGACAAGAUCCGCGCAUUUCAUAAUAUCUGUCGUCAUCGUGCCUAUACUAUUACCAGAAAAGAGACUGGUGCCUCCACUGUUCUUGGUUGUCGGUAUCAUGGCUGGAGCUAUGAUACCACUGGUCGGCUGGUGAAGGCUCCUCAGUUUGAUGAUGUCCCUGGGUUUGAUAAGUCGCAGAAUAGUCUGUUUGAGGUUCAUACACAUACCACUGAUCAAGGGAUGAUUUUUGUGAAUCUCAAUUCUGGUGAGCCGGCUACACUUGACAGUGCGGUGGCUUCGAGUUUGAGUGGAUUUGCGCGCAUAGCUGGUCUCGAAGCGAAAUCCACUUGGGUUGCUGGUCAGACUUUGUCGGGAGACUUCAAUUGGAAGGUUGGAGCACGAUCUCGUCACCUCGAUGCCUAUACCAGCGAGUUACAUCCCAGAUUGUCUGAACUAUCGGGGCGCUCGCCUGUCAUGAAGCUUAUCAGGUCUAUUACGCGAAAGAGCGCCCUGGAAGAGUGUUCCUUGUUUCCAAUUACACUUAUGUAUUCGCUUCAGGAUGCGGAUUUAUGCCUCACCCUUUCCUUCAUUCCCGCCUCUGAGUCGAAGACGCAUAUUCGCUACGACCUCUUCGCCCGCUCCGCUGUCAAUGAACCGGAAAUUCAGCAAAUGUCCGAAGAACUAGAAAGCGCGACAAAGAAUUUGAUUGGAAAGAUUGAGCUUGAAUAUCAGUAUAUCUCAACCAAGCAAGGGUCUUCGGGCGAGUUAAAUCACACAAACACCCCUCAAAUUUUGAGUCGACUCCAGGAGCACGCAAAGCUCGAACGGAUCGAAGGAGCUCAGAUCCUCCCGGCCAUGCACAAGCCAGAAGGGAGCACUCUGUUCCAAAAAGCAGACCAACUCUGCAAAGAGCUGGAUUGUGCUAGCGGUGGGUCGCAGAACGGUACUUCACCAAGUGCACUUGACUGGUAG
Molecule: messenger RNA, 1305 nt
Organism: Penicillium samsonianum
Lineage: Eukaryota; Fungi; Ascomycota; Eurotiomycetes; Eurotiales; Aspergillaceae
Product: putative iron-sulfur cluster-binding protein
Exons: 6
Coding region: 1-1305 (434 amino acids)
Molecular function (GO): 2 iron, 2 sulfur cluster binding; iron ion binding
Source: RefSeq, a predicted model, not a curated record